GACCUUUUUCAAUGACCCUUCCUUCAAUAGAAACCCUCAGGGCAAGCAACAAAGGAAACUGCGUGCAGAAACCGAGACUGCACCCACGGCAGCACCGAUAGAAGGGCUUGACUCGCUGUAUAUUCCACAGCGGCUGGAUUCCGCAUGUCGACAACAGUCUAUCUCAUUCGCCAUGGCGAGCGAAUAGAUCACAUUGACCCUUCCUGGAGCUGCACAGCUUCGCAGCCAUACGAUCCGCCUCUAUCUCCCGGCGGCAUUAGACAAGCCUGUCGAACAGGCUCUCACCUUUCGACGCGGCUCGUAACCUCUCCGAUUCGAUACAUAUUUUCUUCGCCUUUUAAACGAUGUAUCGAGACGGCAGAAGAAAUCCUGCAUGCUCUUACUAGCCACGCGAAUCGAGAAUGCAGGAUCUCCACCGUCCCAUAUGUACCAGCCCCUUCCUCCUCCUUCCUUUCCAAGCAAAGCCCGCAAAGUCCGGCGCCCCGUUCUCUCUCCGCCCCCAUCUUCAACAUUGACAAUCGAUUGUCUGAAUGGAUGUCGCCGUCCUACUUUUCCCAUCCACCUUAUGUUUCGGCACAUUCCUCACCUUACGCUGCACCAUCUUACCCAGAGUCUUACACCCAAAUGGCAUCGCGCUUCACAGACGCUUUCAAUGAAAUUGUCGAUUGUGCGUUCGGGCAGAUGCAUGAUGAGAAUGGAUCGAUUGUCAUUGUGACGCAUGGAGUCGGCAUCAAAGCAAUUCUUGAAAGCAUCUGCGGCCAUGAUGUGGAACAUGUGGGUUGUGCAUCGAUAACAAAAUUGUCAAAAACUGCAUACUCUGGUUGGAAGGUGGGUAUGGUGUGCGAUGAAUCUCAUUUGGGAAGGAACUCUUGGGAUCGUCGUGAAGGCCAUGUGUCGGGACCAUCAUCACAGGCAUCAAGGAGUACCAACGUAUGGAGGAAUGAUCUCACUUCCACGGCAACAUCAACGUCGUGGGGACAUGGAGGCUUUGCGACGAGAACGUUGGCACUGUUAGGAUGAAGGUGGCGUAUGUAUGUAUUGUUGGCAUGAAUAAAAUACCAUGCGUUGACGCACGGUAAAAGAGCAAAAUGUAGUACGCGGUACCCCGCAGGUAGCCUAUAGUAUGGUCGUAGAAGUAGCAGCCUGUGUAGUAACAGGCACUGAAUUAAUUGAUGCAUAGGUUGUACACAGAACCGUGACAUUAAACUCUAAUCGCAAUCGGUGUAAGAGA
Messenger RNA from Spizellomyces punctatus DAOM BR117, 1231 nucleotides. RefSeq lists its product as uncharacterized. The transcript has a single exon. The record is from RefSeq and is a predicted model, not a curated record. NCBI's taxonomy places the organism in Eukaryota, Fungi, Chytridiomycota, Chytridiomycetes, Spizellomycetales, Spizellomycetaceae. The coding region runs from base 145 to 1020 and encodes 291 amino acids.